AUGUACGAAUAUCAUUACAACGUGAUGAAACGUCAUUACGGUGACAAUAUCAGCCUGCUGUACACCGAUACUGAUUCUCUGAUAUAUCACGUUAAAACACGCGAUUUUUACGACGAUGUGGCGAAUAAUCCGAACUUGAUGAAUCGCAUGGACACAUCUAAUGUACCACCUGAUCACAGAUGUUACACUUUGGCACGUAUGAAAUUACUUGGAUACUUUAAGGACGAGAUUUCAGCCCGAAAUAUGCGUCAGUUUAUCGCAUUACGCGCCAAGUCGUAUGCCUACGAUAUCGAGGGUGCCGUAAAUAUCAGGUCCAAGGGAGUCCGGGGACAUGUUAUUAGAAAUCACCUGACUUUCAACGAUCACAUGCGCUGUUUAUUCGCCGACGACGACGACGACGAUGGUUCGGACGCGGAAGAUUAUCGUGAUAAGGAGUUCGACGGGGAGGCUGAUAGCUCGGGAUUGCGCGCGUAUUGUCAUUAA
Molecule: messenger RNA, 483 nt
Organism: Macrosiphum euphorbiae (potato aphid)
Lineage: Eukaryota; Metazoa; Arthropoda; Insecta; Hemiptera; Aphididae
Source: the annotation of a GenBank genome assembly